CGGGUAUUUUGCUCUGGGUCGCCAUGAUUUUUGAGGUCGCUGGAGGAGAGGGACAUCGCGAUUUUUCUUCUUGUUGUAUGUCCAGGUGAGCAAAAGUUUCAAUUUUUCCGCUGUCCAGAUUUUUCAGAUGUAUAAUGUAUGGGAGUAUGAGGAUAUGUCCAGUUCUCCAUACUGGACAAGGGUUAUGGUGAUUGUAGGUUGGUCCUUGCGGAGUUUUACCAUCCUCCAUGUCAGUCCUUGUGGGUUGUUCCGUCCGUCUUGGGCCAAAAUUGUUCCUCCGUCCAAUCCCAGAUCUCCAAGAUGUCCCGGACCUCAGAGAAAAGGGAAAGUGGGAGACAACCGAGAGAAGACCGCAAGAACAGGCAUGGAAUUGAAUAUUGUUAAUGUCUUGUGUUAUAACAUUUGC
Molecule: messenger RNA, 406 nt
Organism: Dicrocoelium dendriticum
Lineage: Eukaryota; Metazoa; Platyhelminthes; Trematoda; Plagiorchiida; Dicrocoeliidae
Source: the annotation of a GenBank genome assembly